ACGAAAUUAAUUUCAGAAAAUGAAACUAUAGUGAAAAUAUGACUUUUCUCUAUUUUUUUUUACUGUUUUCGUCUGAACAUUUUUUUUACAUGGACUUUUAUUAUGGAAAACAGUCUAGACGUGCAAACGGAAGUAAGCAUGUGUAUAUUUGAGCAUGUACAGCUGAACGCGCUGUUCUGUCAUACUGUACUGAAGGCAGCUCUGGUGCGGUGCAAAUAUGCCGACCUUGUCCUUGCCACUUUCAAACCUGCUCAGAAAUAAGGAGAGUUUUCAGAAACUGGUCACACACUUUAAUUAUCUGCACACUAGAAGCGGGACAAGUUCGGUCAAUACCAGUACGCCAUGGAUAAGACGCUCCCGAGGAACGAAAUAUGGUCUCGUGUCCCGGAGGCAGGGUCCUCUGGGACAACUGACAGCAGGGAACAUGUGCACCAGCUCCAGUGACGACAAGACCAGCUGGCUCUGGUCUGUUUACAAUGAAACCAAACGACAAACCCAAGAUUUAAUUCCUGUGAUAUCAAACAACUUUGUCAACCCAGACACCAUCUUUGCCAAUAAUCAGAUGAGUCUGCAGGAUGUUGAGAUCUAUGGCUUCGACUAUGACUACACACUAGCUUUCUACUCCAGUCACCUUCACACCCUCAUAUUCAACAUCGCCCGAGACAUCCUCAUCGAAGAGCACAGGUAUCCAGAGGGAUUGAGGGAAUAUGAUUACAUCCCUAAUUUUGUGAUUCGUGGUCUGCACUAUGAUGUCCAAAAGGCCUUACUGAUGAAGAUCGAUGCAUUUCAUUAUAUCCAGCUGGGAACUGUGUACAGGGGUCUUAAUCCUGUGCCAGAAAAGGAGGUCAUUGCGAUGUAUGAGGGCUCCCACGUACCACUUGAGAUCAUGAGUGACUUCUAUGGCAAGAGCUCUCACGGUCACACCAUGAAGCAGUUCAUGGACAUCUUCUCCCUGCCAGAAAUGACACUGCUGUCAUGUGUUAAUGACUACUUCAUGAAGCACAACAUCGACUACGAGCCUGUUCAUCUUUAUAAAGACGUCAAGGAGGCCAUCGGAGAUGUCCAUGUCAGAGGGAUUAUGUAUCGCGCGGUAGAGGCUGAUAUCGAAAAGUACAUCUGUUACGCUGAACAGACACAUGCUGUUUUGCAGAAGCUGUCUAAGAACGGGAAGAAGAUGUUUUUGAUCACCAACAGCCCGCUUGAUUUUGUAGAUCGAGGCAUGAACUAUAUAGUUGGGAAGGACUGGCAGGACCUGUUUGAUGUUGUCAUAGUGCAGGCCGACAAGCCAGGCUUUUUCAACGACAGGAGGAAACCAUUCAGACGAGUUACUGAUAAAGGCGUGUUGUUAUGGGACAGAAUUCACCGCCUUGAGAAAGGGCAGAUCUAUAAACAGGGAAACCUGUAUGAGUUUUUGAGGCUUACAGGAUGGAGGGGCUCAAAGGUUUUGUACUUUGGAGAUCACAUUUAUAGCGACCUUGCUGACCUGACCCUGAAACACGGUUGGAGAACAGGAGCUAUCAUUCCUGAGCUGCGUAAGGAGAUCAAAAUCAUGAAUACUGAGGAAUACGUCCACACCAUGACCUGGCUGCAGGCCCUGACCGGGCUGCUGGAACAAAUGCAGGUGCACCGGGACCCUGCGUCACAAAUGGUGAUUCAGCAGUGGAUCAAUGAGAGGGAGGAAAUGAGGUUACGGACCAAAGACAUCUUCAACGCCCAGUUCGGGAGUCUUUUCCGCACGUACCACAACCCGACCUACUUCUCGCGCCGUCUUUCCCGCUUUGCCGACAUCUACAUGGCGUCCCUCAGCUGUCUGCUGAACUACGACCUCCAGCACACCUUCUACCCCAGACGCACACCCCUGCAGCACGAGUCUCCUAUCUGGCCCGAGCAGACCAGCACCGGAGCCAUGAGCAUCCCCUUCCAGAGCCACAGGACAACAACCGGAUCCGAUUAGAGAGACUAAAUGACAGAGGCUUUAAAAUGUACGUACCACAGAACAGCUGCUGUUAUGUUACAUCACUUCAAUCAGAUUCAGCUUUGAAAAAUGUGGGUGAAUCACUUCAAAUAAUAUAAUUCUAGUGUAGAUCUGUGCUGUGGUACAUGCAAUCUAUCCAUAUCUUAAUUUAAAAUGUAACCUUCGCUGUAAGAUAUCAUGUAAAUUGAUGAGAAACGAGUUUACAUGGAUAAGAGAGAACUUGUGCUUUUUUUAAUGUGCCUCAUAGUGUAGGAGAGAUUUUAUUUUUAAAUGUUUUUUUUUUUUUCUUUCAUUAUGGGCCUUCAUAAAUCCAUCUCCCUUAAGCUUAUUGAAAGACUAAGGGAGUGGAUACUUGACACACGCAAACACGUUUUUUCAAAGUGAAUGUACAUAUUGAAGGGUUAAGAAGGGUUUGAGCUGAACCUGGUUUCAGAUAGCUGAUGAAGAACAAAAGAGAAACUCUCAGGAAGACAGACGGACACUAUAUUCAUCUUGAAAUGAACAAAAUUAUUUUCAGUGUUUAAUGUUUUAAAAGCCUUACAUAGUGUUUUUUAGCAAUAAUAUACAGUGAGCUUCAAAAAUGUGAGACCACUAGUGAAAAAAUGCACAUUACCAUUCAAAACUUUGGGGUCAGUCCAUUUUUUUUGAUGGAAAUUAAUAUAAUUAUUCAGCAAUAAUGCAUUGAUCAAAACAGUGACGGUAAUGACAUUUAUGAUGUUAUAACAGAUUCUAUUUCAAAUAAAUGAAUACAUUUUAUUAAUCUAUAAUGACUGCCUUCACAUGAAUAAAUUAAUAUAUUAAGAUAAAAACUAUUUUAAUAUUUAUUUUCCUUUUUUUUAAUCAAAUAAAUGCAGUGAAUUUUUUUCAGAAACAUUAAAAAAUCUUGCCAACUUCAAUCUUUUGAAUGUAUAUUUUAUUUUAUUAAAGUAUAACAAUUUUUAUUAUUUUUAUGAUAAAUUUUCCAAAAUCCUAAAACGUUCCAGUUGUAAAUUAGAUUUUAAAUCUCAAAUUUUCAAUGUGGUUUCAUAUUUUUGCUGCCUCCUGUAUGUUUUUGUCGAAUGUUGACAUUGUGUAACUGUUUAGAAAUCAACAUUUAUAGCAAAAAUCUAGUUGCUGUACACUGAGAGUUCAUGUGACUCUUACAGUCAGUGAAGGAGCGUAUUGUACUACUUUAUUUCGCGCAAUCGCUUGUAGGGCAUUUUUGCUGACAUGGUAAAUAUAUAUUUUUUAAAUAAUUUCAGUAUACUGAACUUGGUAUUGUAUGAAUGUUUGCUAGGUGUUUUGAAGAUGCCAGUAUUGGACGGACUUUUGCUAAAAUUGAGAACGCACACUAGUUUUUUUUUUUUUUUUGUCUGCUUAUCUUUUUUUUGAUACUGAAGGAAGGACUCUUGUGACACUUUUUUGCCUUUGUCAUUUAUUUGACAUUGUUCAAAUGUGUUCAUAUUAUUUGAAGUGUAUUUUAUUUGGGAUAUUUAUUACAAAUGUAAUCAAAUUAAU
Megalobrama amblycephala (Wuchang bream) is the source of this 3472-nucleotide messenger RNA. It is a transcript of the gene nt5dc3, whose product is annotated as 5'-nucleotidase domain containing 3. Gene Ontology annotation, molecular function: 5'-nucleotidase activity. Lineage: Eukaryota; Metazoa; Chordata; Actinopteri; Cypriniformes; Xenocyprididae. The record is from RefSeq and is a predicted model, not a curated record. Bases 218 to 1954 code for a protein of 578 amino acids. The transcript has 14 exons.